This is a messenger RNA of Mauremys reevesii (Reeves's turtle), 3094 nucleotides long. Its product is annotated as acyl-coenzyme A synthetase ACSM3, mitochondrial-like. Gene Ontology annotation, cellular component: mitochondrial matrix. Gene Ontology annotation, biological process: acyl-CoA metabolic process; fatty acid biosynthetic process. Lineage: Eukaryota; Metazoa; Chordata; Testudines; Geoemydidae. The record is from RefSeq and is a predicted model, not a curated record. The transcript has 16 exons. Gene Ontology annotation, molecular function: fatty-acyl-CoA synthase activity; fatty acid ligase activity. The coding region runs from base 580 to 2322 and encodes 580 amino acids.
GCUGCCAGGGCAGAGUAUGGGCAGCAGGUGAAGCUGGGCUGGGAUGAGAGCGGCAGCAGGCCAGAACCAGAGCAGGAGCCCAGGGCCGGGAGCUGGAGCGCCCAGCAGAAGGAGCCAUUGCCAGAGAAGAGGGCCUCGUAGGCCGGACUCUGAGGGGGGGACAUGACCCCAACAGGAGGCCUGACGCUGGGGAGAAGGGUCCUGCCAGGCAGCCUGAGGGCCUGAAGCCACCAGCAGAGGCUUCUUUGGACAGUAAACUAAUAACUGGCAUCACCUUCAUCUGGUCAUAUGGGUACAAGGAUGGCCUCAUCAAGAACAGCAAGCGGCACUGAUUGAUAAACCCUCAGAACCUGUAGCAGUCUGCAUCAAACUGUUCUGGCAAGUGUGUUACAGUUCAACCUGUGGAAUGUGAGUAGCUGGCAAUUGAUCUGCAAGUUCAACAUCUUUCCUAAAUUCCAGAAAAUCAGGAAGAAGAUAUUACAAAACUGGAGUCAUCAUUAGGUCAAAAGCACUUCAAAGAAUAUUCUUCUUAGAUGUUUAUAUAAUCUAAACCAGGAACUCUGACAAGGUUUUUGUGCCAUGAAGCUUUUAUUUAAGCUCCAGAUUUUUAACUCAAUUUGGACUCUGAAGUCACCUUGUAGAUUCUUCAGUUUAUGUUGCCGAGGAUUUGCCCCUCAAAAUAUCUCUGGCUAUGAAUCCCCGAGCCUCUAUAAAGAUUUGCCAGAGCACUUUAAUUUUGCAAGUGACGUUUUGGACAAAUGGAGUCAAAUGGAAAAGAAUGGAGAGAGAGCCUCCUCCAUCCCAGCCCUCUGGUGGGUAGGUGAUCAAGGCAAUGAGGUAAGGUGGGGUUUUGAGGAGCUGGGAUUUCUAUCCAGGAAAGCAGCCAAUGUACUCUCUGAUGCAUGUGGUCUGAAAAAGGGAGACAGAGUUAUAGUGAUGCUACCCCGGAUACCAGAAUGGUGGUCGAUAACAGUGGGCUGCAUAAGAACAGGAAUUAUCUAUAUUCCAGCAACAACCCAGCUGACAGCUAAUGACAUUUUCUAUAGACUCCAGGCUUCUAAGGCCAAAUGCAUCAUUACCAAUGAUACACUGGCACCUGUAGUGGACUCAGUUGUGUCCAAGUGCCAGUUUCUAAAAAUCAGGCUAAUGGUAUCCGAAGGCAGCAGGGAUGGUUGGCUGGACUUCAAGGAACUACUCAAAGCUGCACAUGGUGAUCAUAACCCUGUUAAGACAAAGAGUCAAGAAGCAAUGACUAUCUACUUUACUAGUGGAACCACAGGUUACCCCAAAAUGGUGGAACAUUCUCACAGUAGUUUUGGUAUCGGAAUGACCUCGACUGGAAGGUUUUGGUUGGAUUUGAAACCCUCUGACAUAUGUUGGGGCCUGUCUGACCCAGGCUGGGUAAAAUUUGCCUAUGGCUGUUUCUUUUCUCCAUGGAUUCAGGGAGCAUGUAUCUUUACACACAGCAUGCUGCAGUUUGAGGCAACAACCGUCCUGAAUUGUCUGUCCAGAUUUCCUAUAACCUCUUUCUGUGGUACACCAACUGUUUAUCGCAUGCUGGCGCAGCAUGAUCUUACCAGCUACAAGUUCAAGAGCCUGAAGCACUGCCUAAGUGGGGGUGAGCCACUCAACCCUGAAGUGAUGAAGAAAUGGAAAAGCAAAACAGGGAUGGAUAUCUAUGAAGGAUACGGCCAGACUGAAACAGUUUUGAUAUGUUCAGUUUGCAAAGGCAUGAAAAUUAAACCUGGUGCUAUGGGAAAGGCAUCUCCACCUUAUGAUGUUCAGGUAAUAGAUGAAAAUGCUAACAUUCUGCCUCCUGGGAAAGAAGGAGAUAUUGCCAUCAGAAUCAAACCAACAAGGCCAUUUUGUCUUUUCUCUCACUAUGUGGAUGAUCCAGAGAAAACUGCUGCAUCAGAACGUGGGGAUUUUUAUAUCACAGGAGACAGGGGCAUUGUGGAUGAAGAUGGAUACUUCUGGUUUGUUGGAAGAGCUGAUGACGUCAUUUUAUCUUCUGGGUAUCGUAUUGGACCAUUUGAAGUAGAAAAUGCCUUGAUGGAGCACCCGGCAGUAGCUGAAGCAGCUGUUGUCAGCAGCCCAGAUCCCAUCAGAGGAGAGGUGGUGAAAGCCUUUGUUAUUCUGUCUCCUGACUUUGCAUCACAUGAUCCAGAAAAAUUAACUAAGGAGCUGCAAGAGCAUGUCAAAAAGGUUACUGCACCAUACAAGUAUCCCAGAAAGGUGGAAUUUGUUCAGCAGCUACCAAAGACAAUCUCUGGGAAAAUCCAAAGGAAGGAAUUAAGGAAGAAAGAGUGGGAGAGAAUUUAGCUUUGUUGUGGAGUUAAGAGCAUACAUUUUUAUUUCUGCUAUAAUCAUUCAUUGCUUCUUCAGGCUAUGACCUGUUCUCUGUUGAUGUCAGAAGGAGCUAGAUAGUAUUUGUGAUGAGGAAUAGGCAUUGUCAUUGUUUGCUGUAAUUUGCAAUGUUCUGGGGCUUUGAGAUGGUUAUGAAACUCAGUGGACUUGAUUCUCCUACUUUUUACACUGAUGUAAAUCAAGAGAAACUUUGUUGAAGGCAAUACUGUGAGAGGAGAAUCAGACCCUAAACUCCUCUUUAUCUUUCUGUUUGAUUAUUUUCCAUCUAUGCCUUAUCAUUCAAUACUGACUGUUACACUGCUGGCAAAUGUUGUUUUGUGAAAAUAUUGUGCAAUUAUUUUUAAUGGUCAAAUUAGCUUUAUAGAAUACUAGAUAAGUUUUUGAGGUGGUAAUUAUUGCUAUAUUGUCUUCUAUCAGCCACCAUCUUUUUGUGUAUGUUAGUUUAAAAAAAUAAAAGAUUUCCUGGGUUGUGAAAUUGUUAGGUCGCAAAAUGUUGCUGUAACAACCAGAUUUUCCUCUCCAGUAUUCAAGCUAUGAUCUACAUCAGCAUCUUCAUUAGUCAUUAUUAGGAGUUUGGGCCCAGUGCUUGCAGCCAUUAAUAUUAUCCUACUGAGUUCCACGGUAGUAGACACUAUUCUUGUUCGCAGCAUCAGGUCUCACUGCUUCCCUGACAUGGUACAAACCACCUUUGAGGUCAAUGUUACUUGUGCUCUGUGGGGGAGUACUC